Messenger RNA from Dendronephthya gigantea, 1081 nucleotides. Its product is annotated as coiled-coil domain-containing protein 189-like. The transcript has 13 exons. Lineage: Eukaryota; Metazoa; Cnidaria; Anthozoa; Malacalcyonacea; Nephtheidae. The record is from RefSeq and is a predicted model, not a curated record. The coding region runs from base 254 to 1057 and encodes 267 amino acids.
CCCUGAGACGUUUGUAGAUAUUUUUAGUUGUCUGGCUGUCUGGCGAGAUCUUGCAAGCUUUUCAAAGUUUCUAAGCUUCGUGUUUGAUAAAAGAAUUUAUGAAAUAAGGUGCAAGAAUCAUUGCUUUCAUGCAUAGGUGUUAAUUAUUCAAGAAAUCUAUGAAAUUUUUAAAAAACUGCAAAAGCCUGUUGCUAUAGCGACAGCUAUCAAGUUAAAUGUGAUUGUAUUUUGUUCGCAAAAUAAUUGUUGAAUUAUGCCUUCUGCGGUCAAUGAUAGCAAGAAACCUUGUGUGUUACUCUGGCAUGAUCUUGAUGUUCAUCAUUUGCAUACCCUGAAGGAAAGUACAGACAAAUUAGGGACCUUGGCAGAGAUAUUCUGUUUAAAAAGUUAUAAAGAUGACUUAAAGUCAGCCAUAUUGCUUGAUUUAUAUUUUUACACUCUUCAGUUUGCGGAAAAGAAAGGUUUUAGUGAUGAACAGACUUCAGGAUUCCUCUCCAUCAUCAAAAGUGUGCAUGAGAAAGCAGUAGAUACUCCAUAUGGCAAUGUGGAUGAUACUUAUCAAUAUUUCAAAGAAUUGUUGCUUUGCCACAGUGUUAAGAGACCACCAUUCAGUAUCCAACUCUUCACCGCUGAUCAAGUUCAGAUGAUCACUGAUUACACAGUAAACACAUAUUUUAAGCAUUUUAAAUUGUAUAAAUACGCGUUUACGCCCAAGGUGAGGCUUGAUUUGACGUUUGAAUACAUGAACAUGCCAGAAACUCCGGUACCAAAGGAAGACGAGGAAGAAGACAAAAUUGAAGAAAAGCAUGAAGAUGUUGAAGAUGAACUAAAUCAAACUGCAGAAAACCAAAGUACUGAAGAAGACUCUCCAGCGGUGAAAGAACUGAAAAAUUACAUCAGUGCCACCUUAACAGAACAAGUUAACCAGCUACGAUUAAACGUUGAUGAGCAGAUUAAAGCCAGCAAUGAAACUCUGUCACAGAAACUGGGUUUUUCUUUUGGAGGAGAAAAAGAAGUUACGAAGAGUCCGAAAAUGAACAAGAAAAAAGGAAAAUGACAGUUUAACGUAUUUUUAUUUAUU